AGUCGGAUCCAGUGGUUAUGGUGAGAUUUAUUGCACUUCUCCCUAUAUGAUGAUAAUACAUGAGGCUCAAGAACUUCACUUAGAGGGAUUAGAUAAUUCAAUUUGGUUCAAAACCGGAGAUAUGGGUUUUUACGAUGAAGAUGGCGAAAUAUUUGUCGUCGAGCGAAUAAACCAACUUUGUGAAAUCAAAAAACAGCUAUUUUCACCAACAUUAAUCGAAAAUACGUUACACGAUCAUAUGGCGGUGUUCGAAGCCGUUGCAAUCUAUAUAUCGAGUCAUAAUGAUACAUAUGCAAUAGCGUUUAUUACAAAGAUGCUUGGAGUAGAGGUGACAGAAAUGGAAUUGAAACAACAUGUGAUACAAAAUUGUGAUUGCUACAAUGAGCUUCGGCAUGUGAUAUUCCUUCCGCAUUUGCCGCGCUUUUCUAACGGAAGAAUCAAUCGCAAGUUACUUUAUAACAUGGCGCGUUCUAAUAUAUUCUGGUAAAGAUCGAUAAUUUUUGAUUAAUUUGUCAGCAGAGCAUUAUAACCUGCGUAUUAAAAUUUGUGGUAGCAAAAAAAAAUAGUCGGAAACACAGAUACAAAAUUAUGAAAUAAACAUGUUCAAAUCUCAUGUUUUGAAUAUGUGAGCCAAGAUGUAAUACCAAAUUAUACGAUAAUGUAAUAUUUUAGUAUUUUUAAUAAAAAAUGUGAUGCAUAUGUAUUAAAUUUUAUAAUUAGAGUAAAAUAUUUUUUAUCGGAAGUGAAAAAUGUAAUGUUUCAUAUAAUGUUGUAUGAUUAAACCGAAGCAAAUUUGACUGCAGUUUUGAAGUGAUUUCGAAUAAGAAAAUUAUACAUGACACAGAAUAUUGAUAAAUUUUAUAUUAUAUUCCAAUAUCAACAAUUAUGCAUCCUUAUAUAUGUAGUUGUAAUAUACCAUAAAUUUUGUUUACUAGAACUUUAUGAUUUCUUAAAUAUAUUUCUUUAGUCAAUCUGUAAAAAUAUUAUGUUAAAAUCAGCAGAAAAUAUCAAUAGCUUAAACACUUUUUAAAAAUUCUAAAAAAAGGAUUGUUCUUGGUCUCAGAAAUCUUUGUAAAUAUUCAAAGUACAAUAUGUCAAGAGAUUAUCUUCAAUCGUAUAAAUGACUGUUUUGACACGCUUAUAAUGACCCAGUUUCAAAAUUAUUAGCUACAAGAUUUGAUGCAAAAAUCCCCUCCUCCUUCUUUUUGGCAAAAAAAAAUUCUAUGACGUUUGAUAUAUUAUAGCAUUACAUUUAUGUUAAUUAUAUAUCAUAUAUAUUGCGACUUUUUUUUUAUUUUCACAAGGCUGUCCCGAAUCUAAAUAACGCGCGUCUCAGAGCAAAAUAAUUUCGCUUUUUUUCUAAUUCUGAGGUCACAAAAUAACAAUAAACAGAUGUUAAAUCAACGGAAUUCAAAGCUUAAUCACGCAAUAUGUCAUUUGUAACACAGAUAAUAUUACUGCCUUUGAUACCAAUAAUUUCUCAAUUUCAAUAUUUUAAUGCAAUAACAUAUAAAAACAUAAAAAAGGGUAUCGCAUCAUUAGCGUAAUAGUGUGUGUGAUAAACAAUAAUAAAAAUUACUUUAUGAAAUUUACAACAUAAUAAAUACAUAUAAUUAAUAAAAUAUAUCGUGUAUAAUUUUAUUGUUAGGAGACUUUUCAGACAGAUGUUCCAUUCAAAACAAGAACAAUUUUAAUAGAAAAAGAAACUAUAAAAUCAUUUGACAGAAAGUGUUUCAAAUGAUUUCUAUACCCUACAAGUACCGGAAAUUUGUUCUUGGAAAAAUUUAACCGUUGGCCACAUUUAAUUGGUCAGGUACAACAUAUUAAUAACAAAUAUCUUA
Messenger RNA from Formica exsecta, 1841 nucleotides. RefSeq names its product 4-coumarate--CoA ligase-like 7. The record is from RefSeq and is a predicted model, not a curated record. NCBI's taxonomy places the organism in Eukaryota, Metazoa, Arthropoda, Insecta, Hymenoptera, Formicidae. Gene Ontology annotation, molecular function: CoA-ligase activity. The transcript is spliced from 4 exons. The coding region runs from base 47 to 487 and encodes 146 amino acids.